AUGCCUCUAUGCAACGGCUUCAAACUCGAAGAAGCGUCCAUUGACGAGCUGCAAGAAGUAAUGUCGAGUGGCAGAUUGACCGCCGUUCAAAUAGUGUCCUGUUAUGUACAGAGAAUCCAACAGACAGAUAAAUAUCUCAGAGCAAUCAUGGAGCUUAAUCCCGACCUAUUCGAUAUAGCAGCUUCUCUAGACUACGAACGAAAGCAAGGACAUGUUCGCGGGCCACUUCAUGGCAUUCCCUUCCUUGUCAAAGACAAUAUAGCCACGAAGGACAAGAUGGAAACCACUGCUGGUUCGUGGGCGUUACUUGGCUCAAUCGUACCACGAGAUGCGUUCGUGGUGCACAAGUUACGAGAAGCUGGGGCGAUAUUGAUGGGGCAUGCUACCAUGACAAGUUCUGGCAGUGGAGUUGCUGUGACUGCAAAUAUGGUCCCAUUUACUUUGGGUACAGAGACCGAUGGUAGUAUCACCAGUCCAGCAGAUAGGAAUGCAUUAGUAGGUGUCAAGCCUACUAUUGGCUUAACAAGUCGUGAUGGUACAAUACCCGAGUCUCACAACCUCGAUACAAUUGGGUGCUUGGCUAAAACUGUUCGAGAUGCUACCUAUUGCUUAGAUGCCAUCUAUGGUCCAGAUAUCCGCGACAACUACACUUUGGCCCAGGAAACCCCGAUUAACGGCUACACUCCUUUCCUUAGUACAGCAGUAGCUCUCAAGAAUGCCACAUUUGGCAUUCCAUGGCUCUCGUUCUGGCAAUACGCUUCUCCAUUCCAGCAAUCUCAUCUCCUUAACUUCAUCUCCUUGAUUCAAGAAGCAGGUGCCACCAUUGUGAACAACACCGAGCUGCCUUCUCGCUCCCGCAUUGUUCCUUCUUACGGCUGGGACUGGGACUAUGGUAUCGUCCGGGGAUAUCCUAAUGAAUCUGAGUAUACAGUCGUAAAAGUGGAUUUCUACAACGACAUUGCCCGAUAUCUGUCCGAGCUUAACAAUACCGAUACUCGCUCACUGGAAGAUAUCGUUCGAUACAACAUUGAAAAUGUGGGCUCCGAAGGUGGUAUCCCGACUUUGCAUCCAGCAUUUGAGUCUGGACAAGAUAGCUUUCUAGCGUCACUGGCAACGAAAGGAAUCAUGGACGAAACAUAUUGGCAAGCACUUUCAUUCGUCCGUCGUACGUCGAGGGAAGAUGGGAUAGAUGCCGCUUUAUACAAUAAGGGCAACGUCCUCGAUGCAUUGCUUGUACCUUUUGAUGUAAGUCAAGCUUGCAGUGUUGCUGCUCAGGCCGGGUAUCCUAUGAUUACUAUUCCAGCUGGGGUGGAUCAAGCGAGUGGAAUGCCAUUCGGAAUGGCAUUGAUGGGUACGGCGUGGAGCGAGGGAAGUUUGGUGAGGUGGGCGAGUUCCUCGGAGGAUUUGGCGAAAGGAACGCAAUUUGGAAGGGAAAGUGAGUGGAUGAGACCAAAAUGGUGGGGUUACAGGAGGAGGAACGUGCCGGUAGAGAAUAUUUAG
This is a messenger RNA of Mollisia scopiformis, 1500 nucleotides long. RefSeq names its product amidase signature enzyme. Bases 1 to 1500 code for a protein of 499 amino acids. NCBI's taxonomy places the organism in Eukaryota, Fungi, Ascomycota, Leotiomycetes, Helotiales, Mollisiaceae. The record is from RefSeq and is a predicted model, not a curated record. The transcript has 4 exons.